This is a messenger RNA of Cucurbitaria berberidis CBS 394.84, 1713 nucleotides long. RefSeq lists its product as uncharacterized. The transcript has 4 exons. Lineage: Eukaryota; Fungi; Ascomycota; Dothideomycetes; Pleosporales; Cucurbitariaceae. Bases 1 to 1713 code for a protein of 570 amino acids. The record is from RefSeq and is a predicted model, not a curated record.
AUGAAUCGUCUCUCACAUCUUACUUCGCUACUUAUGUUGGCUUCGGUCGGCUCAGCUCAAGUCCCUAAUAUUAUCCCUUUCUCAGUCACUGGCUCUCUGGACAAUUGCAAUGCGGAUGUCAACAGCUUCAAUAUCAAAGUUCCCAAGAAUCUGAUCGUUCAAUUUCCAGUGGUAUGGGCGCUUUUCAGCGAAUUAUGUAGUGCUGAAGCUGGCGGCUACGAAACCACUGUCGUUGGUAACAUAGUCAAUGGCGAAGUUAUCGCCGGCCAGGUCUCAGUUGCUCAAAGACUUGGUCUCGAGGGCAGCCAUGGAUACAUUUCGACUAUCAACUCGGACGGCACUCCCCAGAUUGCUUCAGGCCCAAGAGUUAGGAUCAAUGAUCCCGAUGGCCUGUUUGGACCCAAAACCGAUGCGAAGAGUCCUCCCGGCCCUCUUAGCAUGGUGCUAUCUAAAGUCGGUGACUUUAUUGAACAUAGUGGCCUUAGGGUGGGAUCUGAGGAAAUUCUCGCUUCCUCUAUUGUUUGCAUAAACCUCCAUAUCACGACUCAAGCGGGCAACAACGUCCCUAAUUACACUCGAGUUGAAGACUUCCUCAUGGGCGUUCCGGACACUGCUGGCAACGUUGAGGUUGCAGACAUUCGCGUUAUCAGGUUUCUCUCAGGUUGUGCCUGCUCUACGGUCACAAUCAGUGCGAUUGAAGUCGACCCUUGCACAGGGAAGGAAACCUAUCGCUCUAUCAGUACUGCCACUCCUAGACAAGAGACCCGUUGCAAAUGGGAAGCUCGCAUCGCCUCACCUGCGCAGGCGCCCUUCACUCGCGAAUACCGCAUCACUACCAACACGCCAGUCAAGGAGACCAACGACGGUAUCAAAGCUGGCCAGUACAUUCAGGCCGUCAGCGAAUGGAUCUUCCCCGAAGUUGAUGUUCCAGGGACCAACCCGCCAGCCUUUAAAUUCACUGAUAUACGUGGGCUUGUUCGGGGAGACUUUCUCGACGGCAAGCAAUACGGUCCGCUAAGCCCGUUCCCCGGCUCUAGUCCACCCGUUCCGUCCAAGGCAUGCAAGCCUGAAGACAUAACAGAUCCAAACGCAACACCUACUCCUUCGUGUACACCCAACACUGACUCACCGCAAACCGCCCCUGUGGCAUCCAUCGCAGCCAUCGCCUCAGCCCAGCGCGCUGGCAUUGAGGUCUUCCUAUCUGGCUCUAAUAUCGCGCAAGGUCUGAAUGACAACGAUCUGAACUUCAACUGGACCAAGACGUCGCCUUCGUCAUCCUCCGUAAGCGUCACAAAUGCCAACUCACCCAAGGCUACCUUUAUUGCCCCUAUAUUAAAUAUCGAAACCUCCUUCGUUUUCCAACUUACCGUGAGUCUAAAGUCCACCGCCACGAACUUCAGCAAGGCGAAUGUCACUGUCAAGGUCAACCCAACAGUGGCCGACAGCGUCACCCUGGACACAUAUAUCUGGGGGUCUCGCCAGUCUGGCUCUAUCGCUGUGACAUGCAGCUCCAACGUCAAGAAUGGCAAUAUUAAAGGCAUGACACUUGUUCUUAAUGGCAACACCCGGCUUGCCAUGUCCAAGAAUGGCGAAGAGGGCAAGUGGACGUACAGCGCGAGGAACACGGGUAGACCGAAUAACUUGAAGUGUGUUUCUGACCUCAAGGGUGAGAGCCCGUCGAGGCUGGGUACGGCAACGACUCGAAGGAGGUGA